UCCAUUUGCGGUGAUUGGGGAUGUGAUUUGUGGGCAGGAGACGGAGAGAAAAGGAAAUCAUAAGAAGACCCUGUUGGAUCAGAUCAUGCAUCCCGUUGCCUACAGGUGGCUAACCAGAUGCCUUUGAGGCAUUGAAUGCAUGUUAGGAAUCACUAGGAAAAGGAUCAGAAAAUAAUACCGCCAAUGUCAGGUGCAGUCAUACUUGUAAUGCUGUGCAUUGUUGGGGUCCCCAAACCUCAAAAAGGAUACUGUAGAGCUGGAAAAAGGUUCAGAAAAGGGCCACCAAAGCGAUCAAGGGGGUGGAGCGACUCCCCUAUGAGGAAAGGUUUCAUCAUUUAAUGUAUUUUAAAGUUUGUUUUUAUGAUGUUUUAAAGUGUUUUCAUUGCUUUUGUUUGCCGCCCUGGGCUCCUGCUGGGAGGAAGAGUGGGAUAUAAAUCAAAUAAUUAAUUAAUAAAUAUACAAAUAAAUCAUUUGGAGCUGUUUAGUUUAGAGAAAAUGUGAGGUGACAUGACAGAAUGGUAUAAAACUGCACGAUGUGGAGAAAGUGGAUAGAGAAAAGGGUUUUUCCCCUCAUAACACUAGAACUCGUGGACAUCUAAUGAAGCUGAAUGCUGGAAGAUUUAGGACCGACCAAAGAAAGUCCUCCUUCACGCAGCGCAGAGUUAAACUAUGGCAUUGGCUCCCACAGGAGGUAGAGAUGGCCACCACCUUGGAUGGCUUUCAAAGAAGAUUAGAUGAAUUCAUGGAGGAUAACAGUAUUAAAGCUACUAGCCACAAUGGCUAUGCUCUACCUCCACUGUAGUAGGCAGUAUGGCUCUGGAAAAUCACUUGCUGGAAGCUGCAGGAGGGGAGAGUACCCUUGCGCUCAGGUCCUGCUUGGGGGCUUUCCAUUGGGGCAUCGGGUUGGCCACUGUGAGUUAACAGGAUGCUGGAUGAGGUGGGCCACUGGCCUGAUCCACCAGGCUCUUCUGAGGUGCUUAGGUAAGACAGCAGCCCUUCAACAUUGCCUUCCCCCCAGCGCUCAACUGCUAUUCUGAGGGCCUCUUUCUCCGUACAUGGAGAUUUUAUUGUGCUGUUUUGGCUAAAAACCAGGGACAGAGCUCUCAUCCGUGAACUUGCCUAACUCCAUUUUCUUAGUCAUGUAAAGAGACAGCCAGGACUCAUCUGAAGAAAAAAACGAAAACAGGAAAGGCAUUGUUUAAAAAAAGAAGUGUUAAGUUCCUGUUUGAAGGCUGAAGAGCUGAGUCAGAAGAAGAGGAAGAGGGGAAGGAAGAGGAAGAAAAAGAGAGGAGAAAGGGGAGAAGAGCACCCACUUCUUAAACAGCCAGACCCUGGAACGAUUCAUAUCCAGCUUGGCAUCGGCUGGUGGCAUCAACAAGUGGCCGCAACAUUCAACCACUGGGAGGCCUACAGAGGACGAGCCCAUUUUCACUUUCGCAUUCAGAAGGAUGGCAUCGCUAACACCUUCUGGGUCAGUCCCUCUUCAUGCUGAUGUUGCAGAAGUUGCUUUUUAUCCAGUUGAGGUUUUGGUGCCCUUUGAGGAUGUAGCAAUUCAUUUCAGUAAGGAGGAAUGGGCCCUUUUGGAUCCAAGCCAAAGAACUCUCUAUAAAGAAGUGAUGGUGGAGAAUUAUGUCAACUGGGUCUCUUUGCGAGGAUAUUUAUUUCCCAAGCUCAUUUCCAGGCCUAAAGGUGGCCAGGAUCUCUACGUACAGGACUCCAAGGAAGUGGAGAGAUUUGCAGGCAACGGGAUGGAGAGCAAAAUCAAGCAGGAGCCUCUUCAGCUAGAAGAUUAUUCCUUGGAAGCAGCCGAGACUUUAGUGGGAAGAUCCCAGAAGAAUAGUUCCCCUUCAACGGAAGCUUUCAGCCUGGAUUCUCUCUCCUCAUUCGCUCCAUGUGAUAAAAGAGUAUUUGAGAAGUCAGAAGAUCAAGUGCUCAGUUCUGUGGACCUGGGAGCACAAGGGCCGUUCUCGGGAAGAACGAAACAGAAGGGGGAGGCCCCCGGGAGGCCCCUCAGAAGAGAAAGAGAAGAGGUGUGGACUGGAUUCGGGAGGACCUUUCAGUGGAAGUCUUUCCUCAUCCCGCACAGUCCUGGGGACCUGGGAGCACAAGGGCCGUUGUUGGGACGAGCGGAACAGAAGGGGGAGGCCUCUGGAAGCCGCCUUGCAGGAGAAAGAGAAGAAGUGUGGACUGGAUUUGGGAGGACCUUCCGGUGGAAGUCGUACCUCAUCCCGCGCGAAAAGAACCCUUUGGGGGAGAAGUUGCACAGGUGCCCCAUCUGCUGGAAAUGUUACAGCACGAGGUCCAUCCUUGCGACACAUCAGAGGAUCCACACGGGAGAGAGGCCGUAUCAGUGCUCGGUGUGCGGCAGAAGCUUCGGCCAGCGCGUGCACCUGGAGAACCACCAGAGAAUCCACACAGGCGAGAAGCCAUAUGCGUGCUCGGAGUGCGGAAAGACCUUUGGUCACUACUCCAGCCUGGUGGCCCAUGAGAAGAUCCAUACAGGCAACAGGCCGUACGCGUGCCUUGAGUGCAAGAGCAGUUUCAGCAACAGGUCAAGCUUCUUUAAGCAUCAGAGGACCCACCUGGCAGAGAGGCCAGGACCUGCUCCGAGCGUGGGGAAAGUUUCAGAGUGAGCCUUACAGAACAUCAGGGAAUCCUUCUCGGGGAGAGAGAGUGAACAACCGCCUCUGCUGUGAACUCGGUGUGUGACCCUUAGGAUCUCUCUGUAAUACAGCGAUGGGGAACCUGCGGCACUCCAGAAGUUGUUGGACUCCAACUCUCAUCACCCUGGAGUCCAGCAACAUCAGGACCACAAGUUUCCCAUCCCUGAUGUAAAAAAGGUGCCUUACACCAUGGUGGUGGUGGUGGUGGUGGGAGCUGUGGCCCAGGCAAGGGGAACCCCUGGUCAGUGGGCCAAAUUGGGCCUGCCCUGCACCUGAAGCGAUAUGAUGGCAGGUGUGGGACAGGAAAAGCCACAGCUGAAAGGAACCAUCAGAAACCUUUGAGUGCGCUCCUGAUUUGUUCCUCUGCAAGCCAUUUAAAUUUGACACCAAAUGCAAGCCCUGUUGAGACUGCUUCCACACAGAAGCUGAAAGCAAGCUCUGCGUUUGGCAGGAAUCCUUGCAGCUGCAGCUUGAAUUCAAACAGGGACUGCAGAGGAAGAAUCCAGAGCAUAUUUCAUGGUUCUUUCUUUGAAGUUGAGUCUUCUGACAGCAGAUGAUGUUGACUGAUUGACAGGUGGGCAGCCCCGUCCACCUGUCAAAAGCACCCCCCCUAGGAUGGGCGAGUUCGUCUAACGCUGCCAUGCCCCUCCAGAGGUUACUGCAGUACAACUUCCAUCAUCCCCAAUCCCAUUGGCUUGGCUGGCUGGGGCUGAUGGGCAUUGGAGGCCAGUGCCAUCUGGUGGACCAUGCAGAUUCCCCACCCAUGUCUCUAGAGCCUCAGCUGGGAAAAGUGGCCCAACAGGGUUUUAAAUGGCUAGAGGGUUUAUAAGGUUGUGGCUGGUUUUAUGAUGGCGUUUAACUGAUUUGGUUCCUUGUUAUGGCUGGUUUUAUGGUCUCUCUGAAUUUUUGCAUUAAAUACACCUAUGCACGGUAUUAUUUUCUGUAGGUUUUGCACUUAGUUUGUUCUGUUAUUUUAAUACUGUAUGGAAGACUCCUUGGGAAGGUACCUAUCUUAAGAGGCGGGGCAUACAUCUUUUUAAAUGAAUGCAUUUUAAAUAAAUAUUUCUUAACACCUGCUACCCAAGCCUUUUGACUGGAGAUGCCGGGGAUUGAGCCACAGACCUCUGGGUGGCAUUCAACUAAGUCCUACUCAGAGUAGACCCAUUGAAGAUAACGGACAUAAGGGAAAGUGCCGCAACUCAGUGAUUUCAGCCUAAUCACCAGGGACCAUCCCUGGCUUGAAACUUUGGAGAGCUGCUGCCUGUCAGUGUAGACAAUACUGGACCGAUGGUCUUGACUCAAGAUUAAGGCUUCUUCCUAUGCUCCUGUGCUGUGCAAUGCUUGAUUUGGGAACGGCCGCAGCUCAGUGGUAGAGCAUCUGCUUUGCAUGCAGAAGUUCCCCAGUUCAAUCCUUGGCAGCAUCUCCAAGUAGGGCUGGGACUGUCCCCAACCUGAAAUGUUGGAGAGCUUCUGCCAGUCAGUGCAGAAAGUACUGAAUUAGGCGGACCGGCUGCCUGAUGUAGCAUAAGGCAGCUUCCUAUGGUUCAUGGAGAAGUGAUUUACGUAGUAUAUUCAGGAUAGCAGAGCACCCGCUUUGCGCACAGAAGGUCCCAGGUUCAAUCCCCAAUGGCGUCUUCAGGUAGGGCUGUGAGAGGCUCUGAAAUCCUGGAGUGCCACUUCCAGUCAGUGUAGACAAUGGACUGACUCAGGAGUAGGCAGCUUCCUCUCUUCCCCAGUAGAGCUGCUCCUUGAAAGUUCAAAGUAAAACCCAAAGUAGAUUCAUUGUCCCACUGACACUGGAGCAGCCAUCCCCAUCUAUGCCUCUAGAAAUAAGUGGGGAGGUGCAGGCUUAGUAAAAGCGCGCCAACGGCAUGUGUAGAACAUCACGUCAGAGUUGUGUCUGCACUCCAGCUAGUGCAGAGGUCCCCAGAUGUUUUUCUUCCCCCGCGGACCACUUGAAAAUGGCCGAGGAUCUUGGCAGACCGCUGGAUUGUUUUUCGCAGCGACUGUAACACGCUGUGCUAGACGCCGUGUGAUUUUUAAUCGUGUGUUUUCUGCUUUUUUUAUUUCUUACAUUGUAUUUUGUUGUAUUACAAUUUGCAUUCCAUGGAAUUCAAAUGAUGACACCAUAAAAUGCAAUAUAAGAAAUAAAGGAAGCAACAAUCGUACGAUUAAAAAUCAGUAAUGAUAUUUAAUGCAGGCCGGCCGUGGACCACUUGAAGGAAGUUCACAGACCACAGAUGGUCCACGGACCACAGUUUGUGGACCACUGACCUAGCGUGAUGCAAGUGGGAGGAGGUGCUCAGGCCCUGCUUGUGGGCUUCCCACUGGGGCAUCUGGGUGGCCCCUGUGAGAACAGGAUGCUGGACUAGAUGGACCUUUGGCCUGACCCAGCAGCCAGGCUCUUUUUAGACAGCCGCAGCAUUUAAAUAUUUAAUCAUGUGGAUUUCUUUUUUUAAAAAAAGGGGGGGGAAUAUAUAGAAGAUUGUAAGGUUCUUCUGCAAAGACUUGCCUUUUGUUGCUCUUCUAUAAAGCGGCAUGUGUGUCAUUGGUGCUUGAACCAAUUCUUACCAGUUUUCAAGGCUUCCCAGCGGUAUCUAGUUGGCUACAAUGAGAAACAGGAGGCUACACCAGAUGAACCUUUGGAUCAGAUCCACCUGUUCUCUUCUUAUGUUCUUAGCAAUGAUGGUAAAUAGAACCUCCAUGUUCAGAGGCAGUAUACCUCAGGUAUGGGUCAAAGAAAACUGGAAGGCUAAUAUUGUCUUCAAGUCCUGCUUGUGGUCUUCCUAGAAGCACCUCAGUGUGGGAAUCAAGAUCCCUGCUUUGGAACUCCCUGCCUAUUAACAUCAGGCAGACAUCUUCAAUGUAUUCUUUUCAGCAUCUGCUUAAAACAUUUCUAUUUAGGCAAGCCUGGCCAGACACGUAAAUGCUGAUGUGUUUUAAUCUCUUUUCUUUACUGUUGUAAUUACUUGUUUUUAAUUAUUUUAUUGGUAAUUUUCAUGUUUGUAAAUUGCUUAGAGGUUUUUCACAAUCAAGUGGUGUAUACAUUUUGUUAAAUAAAUGACUAAAUAAAUAAGAUCUUGGUCUGGAUGGACCCUCAGUCAAACCUACUUAGGGAGAAUUCUGGAGAAUUUUGACAAGAGAGGAAAGGGAAGCAGAAACCACUGUAGUGCAUGUGCUUGUCUGUGGUCAGGAGCAGAAAUCAGUCAAGCAAAUAUGAUCAGUAUUCACUCCUAUCAUUGUUUUUAUUUUUGAGACUGCAAACAAUAUGUAAUUAAUGACCUUUUAAAACAUUGUUUUGAUGUUUCCUUUACAUUGAAAUGAAUGUCAGUUGUGUAAAUAAUAAUAAUAAUAAUAAUAAUAAAAUUUAUUACCCUCUCUUAGCCCGAAGGUCCCAGGAUAGGUCACAACAAUUUAAAAUUCAAUUAUUAAAAACAGUUUAAAACAAAUUAGAAUCACAAGAAUACAGUGAGUCCUAAAAUAUACAUCUCAGGUGUCAAAGGCCAGGGUAAAGAGGUGUGUCUUCAGCAUUUGACAAGAACUGUAUAAAAAGGUGCCAGAUAAACCUUUCUGAGGAGAGAGUUUCGCAGCUGAGGGGCUGCCACUGAGAAGGCCCUCUCCCAGGCCAACCCGACCAAGUUUCUGAGGGUGGUGGAACUAUAAAGAGUUUCUCCCCCUCUGCCAAUCUUAACCCUGAGAGGGUCUGUAGGGAAGGAGGCCGCCUUUCAAAUAUUUGGGACCUGUGUAAUUGGGCUUUACAGAGCAAUCCAACUCAGGGGAGAAGCUGGCAUAAGUUGUGCUGGAGCAAGAGAACAUAAGAACAUAAGAACAGCCUGCUGGAUCAGGCCAGUGGCCCAUGUAGUCCAGCAUCCUGUUCUCACAGUGGCCAACCAGGUGCCUGGGGAAAGCCCGCA
This is a messenger RNA of Rhineura floridana, 6577 nucleotides long. Its product is annotated as zinc finger protein 7-like. Bases 1449 to 2633 code for a protein of 394 amino acids. NCBI's taxonomy places the organism in Eukaryota, Metazoa, Chordata, Lepidosauria, Squamata, Rhineuridae. The transcript is spliced from 6 exons. Gene Ontology annotation, molecular function: DNA-binding transcription repressor activity, RNA polymerase II-specific. Gene Ontology annotation, biological process: negative regulation of transcription by RNA polymerase II. The record is from RefSeq and is a predicted model, not a curated record.